Messenger RNA from Pantherophis guttatus, 2574 nucleotides. RefSeq names its product vomeronasal type-2 receptor 26-like. Gene Ontology annotation, cellular component: plasma membrane. Gene Ontology annotation, biological process: G protein-coupled receptor signaling pathway. The record is from RefSeq and is a predicted model, not a curated record. NCBI's taxonomy places the organism in Eukaryota, Metazoa, Chordata, Lepidosauria, Squamata, Colubridae. Gene Ontology annotation, molecular function: G protein-coupled receptor activity.
AUGACUCACAGGUGCAGCAUCUUUCAUCCAUAUCCUCCAUAUCACAAGUACCAUCAUCCAGGAGACCUUAUGGUUGGUGGAAUUUCAUCUCAAGUUGGUCCAGUCUCUGAAAAACUCAGCUUUCAAGUUCAUCCUCCACCAGUAUUGCCUGGGCAGUUUUUCGGAGUUCCUAAGAAUUACCAGCACAUCCUGACUUUGGCAUUUGCAGUAAAGGAGAUCAAUGAAAACCCACAAAUCUUACCCAAUCUCACCCUGGGCUUCUACAUAUAUGAUAGCUAUGGCAAUGCUCAAAGGACCUAUCAGGCCACCAUGCUACUUCUAUCAGCAACUGAGAGACUGGUUCCCAACUACCUAUGCAACUUCCAGAAUAAAGUCAUAGCUGUUAUUGGAGGAUUGGAUGCUGAAAUCUCACUCCAUGUCGCAAAUCUCUUGGAUAUCUUUAAGAUUCCACAGCUCAUUUAUGGCUCUGCGCCGAUAAUGAAUGAUAAAACUCCAGGCCUUUCCUUUUAUCAAAUGGUUCCCCCAGAAGAACUUCAGCAUAAAGGGAUUCUCUCACUGCUCCUGCAUUUUAAUUGGACAUGGAUUGGGAUUUUUAUCAUGGACAGUGACCAGGGAGAAAAAUUUGUAGAAACGGUGAUUUCUCUUUUUCCCAAAAAUGGGGUUUGUGUUUCUUUCAUUCACCGAUUCCCCAAAUUUACUGUUUUCAAUGGAUUUGAGGGCAUGCUUCAACAGGGGGCAAAAAUAUAUGAUCAUGUCAUGAAUAGUAAGGUUAAUGCAUUGGUGUACAAUGGAGAAUUCCUUGCUAUGAGCUAUUUGUUAUGGUUGCAGUAUAUUCCAAAUAUAGAAAAGGUGAGAAGUAAACCAAAAGGUAUUGUGUGGAUAAUAACAGCACAGGUGGAGUUCAGUUUAAUCCCUUUUCAACGUGCUUGGGAUAUAAAAGUAAUUGAUGGUGCCCUUUCCUUUAUGCUGCAUUCCACUGCUCUACCAGAAUUCAGAUCAUUUGUUGGAAAACAAAACCCAUUCACUGCAAAGGGAGAUGGAUUUAUCAGACAGUUCUGGCAAGAUGCCUUUGACUGUGUAUUCCCAAAUGUUGUUAUGAGUGAUGUGCCUGAGAAUGAUUGUAAUGGUACAGAGGAUCUGGAGAGCCUUCCUGGGACUCUUUUUCAAAUGGACAUGACUGGCCACAGUUAUAGUAUCUACAAUGCUGUACAUGCCAUAGCUCAUGCUUUACAUGCUGUGUCCUCUUCAAGAGAUACCGAGAGAUCAAUGGCAGGUAGGGUAGGACGGAAGAUUCGUAGUCAACAGUUCUGGAAGUUCCACUAUUUUUUGAGAAAUGUUGCUUUUAACAACACUGCUGGGGAACUGGUCUCCUUUGAUCAGAAUGGGAUUGUAGCAGCUGGAUUUGAUAUUAUCAACUUGAUUGCUUUCCGAAACAAGUCCAUUCUUCAUGUGAAAGUUGGAAAUGUGGACCAUUCAGCUCCUUCAGAUAAACUAUUAACCAUCAAUGAUGAAAUGAUUACAUGGCACAGCUGGUUUAACCAGGUGAUACCCAUCUCUGUCUGCAGCAAGAGCUGUUAUCCUGGUUCCAGCAAAAAAGUGAAGGAAGGAAAGGCAUUUUGCUGUUAUGACUGCAUCCCCUGUCCAGAAGGGAGAGUUUCAACUGAGAAUGAUAGAAAUGAGUGUUCCAGAUGCAAAGACAAAUACUAUCCAAACAAGAAACACAAUUUUUGUAUUCCCAAAAGUAUUAGUGUCUUGACUUAUGAAGAACCUUUAGGGAUCAGUUUAGCCUGUAUUACACUUUCUUUUUCAAUGACUACUGCUCUUGUGCUUGGAGCAUUUCUGAGCCACAACAAAACUCCCAUUGUGGUAGCCAACAACAGGGAUCUGACUUACACUCUCCUCAUUUCCCUCCUGCUCUGCUUCCUUUCAGCACUGCUAUUUAUUGGCCAACCAGGAAAAUUUACCUGUCUCCUGAGACAAACAACUUUUGGUGUGGUCUUCUCAGUGGCUGUUUCUUCAGUCUUGGCAAAGACCAUCACAGUGGUUCUGGCUUUUAUGGCCACCAAACCAGGAUCCAGAAUGAGAAAAUGGAUCGGGAAAAAAUUAACUAAUUCUAUUGUUGUUUCCUGCUCCCUGAUCCAAGCCGGCAUUUGUACUCUCUGGCUAUCAAUUAACCCUCCAUUCCCAGAGGCUGAUAUGAUCUCAGUGACUGAAGAAAUUAUCCUUCAAUGCAAUGAAGGCUCUGUGACCAUGUUUUAUUGUGUCCUUGGCUACAUGGGUUUCCUGGCUUUUAUCAGCUUCACCACAGCUUUUCUUGCCAGGAAAUUACCUGACAGUUUCAAUGAAGCCAAAUUCAUCACCUUCAGCAUGUUGGUCUUUUGUAGUGUUUGGUUGACGUUUGUUCCAGCAUACCUGAGCUGCAAGGGGAAGUACAUGGUGGCUGUAGAGAUCUUUUCUAUCUUAGCUUCGGGUGCUGGGCUUCUGGGUUGUAUCUUUUUCCCCAAAUGUUACAUCAUCGUCUUUCGGCCUGAGUUGAACAAAAGGGAACAACUAAUGAGAAAGAAGAUUGAUUAA